AUGGGGCUAAGACUUGCCAGCCUUUUUAUCCUAUGGCUGGCUCUUUCCUAUGCAAGGGAAUAUAAAACAGGUAGAAGCCAAAACCAUGGCCACCAUGUCUGCAGUACCUGGGGAAACCAUCAUUUCAAAACUUUUGAUGGUGAUGUCUAUCAGUUUCCGGGCCUUUGCACAUACAGGUUUGCUUCCGACUGCCGAGAGACUUACAAGGAGUUUUCUGUCCAUAUUCAACGUGGUCUGAAUAAGAAAGGACACCCUGAAAUCCAGAAUGUCCUUGUCACAAUUAAGGAUGUUAAAAUCUACCUCACCCACAAAUAUGCUGCGGUGGAUGAAGAAAUAGUAAAGACACCACACUACAUGUCUGGUAUACUGAUUGAGACCAGUGAUGUCUACACUAAAGUCUAUGCCAGAGCAGGACUGGUUCUGAUGUGGAACCGUGAAGAUUCACUAAUGCUGGAGCUGGACCCCAAGUUUAAUAACCAUACUUGUGGUCUCUGUGGGGAUUACAAUGGACAGCAGGUGUACAAUGAGUUUAUUUCUGGAGACAUGGAAUACAAUCCAAUAACAUAUGGAAAUGAACACAAGAUUAACACACCCAACUCCAUAUGUGAAGACCCAGACGAAACUCAGCAAGUCACAACCUGCCAUCAGCAUCAUGAUGAGUGCACACAGUUACUGACUUCCCAAGCAUUCAGUGACUGCCAUUCCCGCCUGAAUCUGGAAAUGUAUGUUAAUGCAUGUAUGCAGGACAAGUGUGCCUGCCAGGAAGCUGAGGAUGCUUUCUGCCUCUGCAGCACCAUCUCAGAAUACUCUCGCCAGUGCUCUCAUGCUGGAGGCCGGCCGAGGAACUGGAGGACAGAAAAAUUAUGCCCUAAGUCGUGCCCUGGAAACAUGGUCUACCAGGAAAGCAGUUCCCCAUGCAUUGAUACUUGCUCACACCUGGAAAUCAGCAACCUUUGUGAAGAACACUACAUGGAUGGGUGUUUCUGCCCAGAAGGAACUGUUUAUGAUGACCUGACUGAGAAAGGUUGUGUGGCUGUUAACAAAUGUUCCUGUAAACUACAUGGACAACUGUAUUCACCCGGGCAAAAGAUUGCCAAUGAAUGUGAAGAAUGCACCUGUGAUUCAGGCAGGUGGAUAUGCCAUGAUCUACCCUGUCCAGGGACAUGCAUGUUGGAAGGAGGCUCUCACAUUACCACCUUUGAUGGGAAGAAAUACAUCUUCCAUGGAGAGUGCUAUUAUGUGCUAACCAAGAACACUGUCAAUGACUCCCAUACCCUCCUGGCUGAGCUGGGUCCCUGUAGUUUCGAAGACAAGCAGACGUGUUUGAAGAAUGUUGUGCUGUUGAUAGACCACAAAAGAAAUAUUGUAGUUUUCAAAGCAGAUGGCACAGUGUUACUGAAUGAGCUGGUGAUUCACUUGCCCCAUGUGACAGCAAGCUUUUCAGUCUUCCAACCAUCUUCCCACUACCUCGUUGUGCAUACGGAUUUUGGUCUUAGACUACAGAUUCAGUUGCUUCCAGUCAUGCAGCUGUUUGUGAUUGUGAAUCAGACUGCCCACGGAAAACUGCAAGGUCUUUGUGGGAAUUUCAAUGGGAUGGAAGGUGAUGACUUUAAAACAGUCAGUGGACUGAUAGAAGCUACAGGCUCUGCUUUUGCCAACACCUGGAAAGCACAACCUACUUGUAAUGACAAAGUGGAUCGGUUGGAAGACCCUUGCACUCUCAGCGUUGAAAGUGCAUCUUAUGCUGAGCAGUGGUGUUCUUUAUUGAAACAUUCAGAGAGUCCUUUUGCUAAAUGUCAUUCAGUCAUCGAUCCUCUGGAAUAUUAUAAGAGAUGCAAGUAUGACACCUGCAGCUGUAAGAAAAAUGAAGAAUGCUUAUGUGCCGCCCUCUCCUCGUAUGCCAGGGCCUGUGCCUUCAAAGGAGUUAUGCUAUGGGGCUGGAGACAAACUGUCUGCAAAAAAGAAGUUGCUUCUUGCCCUGCAAGCCAGAUCUUCCACUACAAUCUGACUACGUGUCAAUACACCUGCCGCUCCUUUACUGAUGGCAAUAAGCACUGCUCUCAUGACUCCAUUCCCGUGGAUGGCUGUGGCUGCCCUGAUAACACCUACCUGAAUGAAAAGAGUGUGUGUGUGCCUAUCUCCAAAUGCUCAUGCUACUAUAAGGGAGAAUACCUAGACGCUGGCACUGUUAUUUUGAGAAAUGAAGAUCGCUGUGUUUGCCACAAUGCCAGGCUCCGUUGCACUCAAGUGAAGAUCAGAAUAUAAUUUUUUACAGGGUGUCCUCCUGGCAAGAUUCACUUUGACUGUGACAUUUCGUCUUGGAGUUCGCAAACCCCACUACAACGUAACUGCCAAACUCAGAAUAGUGACCAUUUCCAGACGGAGUGCAUCUCAGGUUGUGUAUGUCCUGCUGGAUUGAUUGAUGAUGGCAGAGGGCACUGUGUUCAGGAGAAGGAUUGUCCAUGUAUUCAUAAUGAGAAUUUUUAUUCUUCUGGAACAAACAUAACAGUGGAUUGCAACACCUGUACCUGCCAGAAAGGAAAGUGGAGCUGCACUGUUGGUGAUUGCUUUGGGACUUGCAGUAUAUAUGGAAAUGGCCAUUAUAUUACCUUUGAUGGAAAACAGUAUGAUUUUGAUGGAGACUGUGAAUAUGUGGCUGUUCAGGAUUAUUGUGGUGAAAAAAAUUCCAGUGCUUCAUUUAGUAUCCUUACAGAAAAUGUCCCUUGUGGAACCACAGGAGUCACCUGCUCAAAGGCUAUUAAAAUAUUUUUAGGGAGGACCGAACUUAAGUUGCAGGACAAAGAACUUUUGGAGAUUAGAAAAGAUCAUGGUGAGCAUGUGAAUUAUUGGACUCGGAAAGUGGGUCUGUAUCUUGUUAUUGAGGUCAGCAAUGGUUUGAUGGUUAUCUGGGAUAAGAAGACGACUGUUUUCAUCAAGCUGACCCCUUAUUAUAAGGGCAAAAUCUGUGGUCUGUGUGGUAACUUUGAUGACAAGUCCAACAAUGACUUCACAACAAGGAGCAAGCUGCUUGUAAACAAAGCUCUGGAGUUUGGGAAUUCUUGGAAACAUGACCCCCAGUGCCCUGAUGUGACAGCAGAGAUCCAGCCCUGUGAUGUGAAACCUCAUCGAAAGUCGUGGUCACAGCUCGAAUGUAGUCUUAUCAAGAGUGAUACCUUCAAAACAUGUCACCCCAAGGUGGACCCAAUUCCGUUCUAUGAAGCUUGUGUUCAUGAUGCCUGCUCCUGUGACAGCGGUGGAGACUGUGAAUGCUUCUGUUCUGCAGUUGCUGCCUAUGCUCAAGAGUGUGCUAAAGCUAUGGCAUGUGUCUUCUGGAGAACUCCUGAUAUAUGCCCAAUAUUUUGUGAUUACUACAACGCUCGUAAUGAGUGUACAUGGCACUAUGAGCCUUGUGGCCGUGAAAUUAAGACCUGCAAGAUUAUUACUAAUCCCAGUACCAACUUCUCACUGCCUUUACUGGAAGGUUGUUACCCCAGCUGCCCUCCAGAGAAACCCAUUUAUGAUGAGUACUCCAAAACAUGUGUGACAAACGAUGGCUGUGGUUGUUAUAUGAAUGAAACAUAUUAUCCACCAUCCACAGAAAUACCCACAAUAGAGAACUGUAAAAAAUGCGUCUGUGUUUCAUCAGGAAAUAUUAACUGUACAACUCUCCCAGGCUGCCCAUGCAUCAUUGAUGAAAAAAUCUAUAAUGUAGGAGAUUUAGUUGAACAAGUCAGAAAUGGAUCAAUCUGUAUAAACUAUGUAUGUGGAAAGAAUGGGUCUAAGGUUCCUGGAAGUAUCUACCCUUGUCCAACACCCACGUCUACUACAACUACAACCUAUACUACUACCACAGUUUCCCCAACAACCUCAACAAGUACAGCUACAACUACAUGCUAUGGAGAAUGCAACUGGACUAAGUGGUAUGAUGUCAGUAAACCCACAGGGGAUGAAGAUGGUGGUGAAUAUGAAACCUAUGAUGCAAUAAGGAAAAUACAUGGAGACGGUUUCUGUGAUGUUCCACGUGACAUUCAGUGCAGGCCCCAAAACGGAUUUAAUUUAAGCCUAGAAGAUGUGGGCCAGAAAGUGUCAUGUAAUGUUAGUUAUGGGCUCAUAUGUAAAAAUAAGGAACAAGACAAACUCUGGAUCCCGUGCUAUGACUACGAGAUUCAGAUUUUUUGUUGUAAAAAGGUUCCUGACUGUACUUCACCUACCACAUGGACACCCACUGUAACCACAAGCACACCAACACCCACUCCAAGCACCACUAGCACACCGACCACAACCACUAAGACAACAACACCUACGACUAUGACAGCAACAGUUUCAACUUCAAUUACAACGCAAACACCAACACCAACUACCACACUAACGCCUACACAAACAAACACUCCAACAUCAACACCUACAACAAUCACAACCACUACAAUGGUACCAACAUCUACACUGACCAGAACUACUACAUCAACUCCAGUCACCAUUACCACACCAACACCUACACCAACUUUCACCACGACUCUAAUAACACCAGGCAGUACUACCACGCUGACACCCACACCAACCACUAUUACUACAUCAGCGCCAACACCCUUCACAACAACUCAUCUUCCAACUACAACUAGUAGCACUCCAACAACAUCAAUCACCACCACUACCAGCCUGACACCGACACCUUCCACCACUGUCACAUCAACUCCAACAACCUCCAUUUCUUCAACUACAGGCUGCCAUUGCAAGUGUACCGAGUGGUUGGAUGAUGAUCACCCAAAGCUAAAGCCAGGAGAGGACACUGAGAUAAAAAAAGAAGACUAUGGGGACUAUGAACUCUUGGACAACAUCAAACGCAAGAGGCCUUACCUGUUUUGUCCAGUGGAUUGGGAUAUUUCAUGCAGAGCAGAGCAAUACCCUGAUCAUCCCAUUGAAACGUUGGGGCAAAAAGUGGAAUGCAGUGCCUCCAAAGGACUUAUCUGCAACAACAGAGACCAGGUCUGGCAGUUGCCACCUAUGUGCUACAAUUAUCAAGUGAAGCUCUGCUGUUCUGGAACCCACCCUUCCUGCUGCCUUACUACCACACCUCCGACCACACCAACGAGUACCACUACAGCAAUGCCAACCACCACCACUACCAUUGUGACACCCACGCCUUCCACCACUCACACACCAACAUCAACAGUCUCCACUUCUACAGCGACUCAAGAUACUUCAUUCACUACAACAACAUCUACAUCUACAACAAGUGGUUCUUCUACACCUUCAGCAACUCCUCCAACACCAACUACCACCAUUACUCCAAGUACGCCUCCACCAACUCCCACCACCACUACUUCAGCCACGACUACCUCAGAGUCGACCACUACCACUUCAGCAACAACUCCUCCAACACCAACUACCACCAUUACUCCAAGUACGCCUCCACCAACUCCCACCACCGCCACUUCAGCCACGACUACCUCAGAGUCGACCACCACCACUUCAGCAACAACUCCUCCAACACCAACUACCACCAUUACCCCAAGUACGCCUACACCAACUUCCACCACCACCACUUCAGCAACAACUCCUCCAACACCAACUCCCACCAUUACUCCAAGUACGCCUCCACCAACUCCCACCACCACCACUUCAGCCACGACUACCUCAGAGUCGACCACCACCACUUCAGCAACAACUCCUCCAACACCAACUACCACCAUUACCCCAAGUACGCCUACACCAACUCCCACCACCACCACUUCAGCAACAACUCCUCCAACAUCAACUGCCACCAUUACUCCAAGUACACCUCCAACAACUCCCACCACCACCACUUCAGCCACGACUACCUCAGAGUCAACCACCACCACUUCAGCAACAACUCCUCCAACACCAACUACCACCAUUACUCCAAGUACGCCUACACCAACUCCCACCACCACCACUUCAGCAACAACUCCUCCAACAUCAACUGCCACCAUUACUCCAAGUACGCCUCCAACAACUCCCACCACCACCACUUCAGCCACGACUACCUCAGAGUCAACCACUACCACUUCAGCAACAACUCCUCCAACACCAACUACCACCAUUACUCCAAGUACGCCUACACCAACUCCCACCACCACCACUUCAGCAACAACUCCUCCAACAUCAACUACCACCAUUACUCCAAGUACGCCUCCACCAACCUCCAUCACCACCACUUCAGCAACAACUCCUCCAACACCAACUCCCACCAUUACUCCAAGUACGCCUCCACCAACUCCUACCACCACCACUUCAGCCACGACUACCUCAGAGUCGACCACCACCACUUCAGCAACAACUCCUCCAACACCAUCUACCACCAUUACCCCAAGUACGCCUACACCAACUCCCACCACCACCACUUCAGCAACAACUCCUCCAACAUCAACUGCCACCAUUACUCCAAGUACGCCUCCAACAACUCCCACCACCACCACUUCAGCCACGACUACCUCAGAGUCAACCACCACCACUUCAGCAACAACUCCUCCAACACCAACUACCACCAUUACUCCAAGUACGCCUACACCAACUCCCACCACCACCACUUCAGCAACAACUCCUCCAACAUCAACUACCACCAUUACUCCAAGUACGCCUACACCAACCUCCAUCACCACCACUUCAGCAACAACUCCUCCAACAUCAACUACCACCAUUACCCCAAGUACACCUCUACCAACCUCCACCACCACCACUUCGGCCACGACUACCUCAGAGUCGACCACCACCACUUCAGCAACAACUCCUCCAACAUCAACUACCACCAUUACCCCAAGUACACCUCUACCAACCUCCACCACCACCACUUCGGCCACGACUACCUCAGAGUCGACCACCACCACUUCAGCAACAACUCCUCCAACAUCAACUACCACCAUUACCCCAAGUACGCCUACACCAACUCCCACCACCACCACUUCAGCCACGACUACCUCAGAGUCGACCACCACCACUUCAGCAACAACUCCUCCAACAUCAACUACCACCAUUACUGCAAGUACAACUCCACCAACUCCUACCACCACCACUUCAGCCACGACUACUGCAGAGUCAACUACUGCCACUCCAACAACACCAGGCACCACCACAGCCACCCUGUCACCCACACCAUCCAGUACUGUCACAACAACAUCAACAGUCUCCACUUCUGGAACUACUCCAGGCUGCCAUUGCAAGUGUACCGAGUGGUUGGAUGAUGAUCACCCAAAGCUAAAGCCAGGAGAGGACACUGAGAUAAAAAAAGAAGACUAUGGGGACUAUGAACUCUUGGACAACAUCAAACGCAAGAGGCCUUACCUGUUUUGUCCAGUGGAUUGGGAUAUUUCAUGCAGAGCAGAGCAAUACCCUGAUCAUCCCAUUGAAACGUUGGGGCAAAAAGUGGAAUGCAGUGCCUCCAAAGGACUUAUCUGCAACAACAGAGACCAGGUCUGGCAGUUGCCACCUAUGUGCUACAAUUAUCAAGUGAAGCUCUGCUGUUCUGGAACCCACCCUUCCUGCUGCCUUACUACCACACCUCCGACCACACCAACGAGUACCACUACAGCAAUGCCAACCACCACCACUACCAUUGUGACACCCACGCCUUCCACCACUCACACACCAACAUCAACAGUCUCCACUUCUACAGCGACUCAAGAUACUUCAUUCACUACAACAACAUCUACAUCUACAACAAGUGGUUCUUCUACACCUUCAGCAACUCCUCCAACACCAACUACCACCAUUACUCCAAGUACGCCUCCACCAACUCCCACCACCACUACUUCAGCCACGACUACCUCAGAGUCGACCACUACCACUUCAGCAACAACUCCUCCAACACCAACUACCACCAUUACUCCAAGUACGCCUCCACCAACUCCCACCACCGCCACUUCAGCCACGACUACCUCAGAGUCGACCACCACCACUUCAGCAACAACUCCUCCAACACCAACUACCACCAUUACCCCAAGUACGCCUACACCAACUUCCACCACCACCACUUCAGCAACAACUCCUCCAACACCAACUCCCACCAUUACUCCAAGUACGCCUCCACCAACUCCCACCACCACCACUUCAGCCACGACUACCUCAGAGUCGACCACCACCACUUCAGCAACAACUCCUCCAACACCAACUACCACCAUUACCCCAAGUACGCCUACACCAACUCCCACCACCACCACUUCAGCAACAACUCCUCCAACAUCAACUGCCACCAUUACUCCAAGUACACCUCCAACAACUCCCACCACCACCACUUCAGCCACGACUACCUCAGAGUCAACCACCACCACUUCAGCAACAACUCCUCCAACACCAACUACCACCAUUACUCCAAGUACGCCUACACCAACUCCCACCACCACCACUUCAGCAACAACUCCUCCAACAUCAACUGCCACCAUUACUCCAAGUACGCCUCCAACAACUCCCACCACCACCACUUCAGCCACGACUACCUCAGAGUCAACCACUACCACUUCAGCAACAACUCCUCCAACACCAACUACCACCAUUACUCCAAGUACGCCUACACCAACUCCCACCACCACCACUUCAGCAACAACUCCUCCAACAUCAACUACCACCAUUACUCCAAGUACGCCUCCACCAACCUCCAUCACCACCACUUCAGCAACAACUCCUCCAACACCAACUCCCACCAUUACUCCAAGUACGCCUCCACCAACUCCUACCACCACCACUUCAGCCACGACUACCUCAGAGUCGACCACCACCACUUCAGCAACAACUCCUCCAACACCAUCUACCACCAUUACCCCAAGUACGCCUACACCAACUCCCACCACCACCACUUCAGCAACAACUCCUCCAACAUCAACUGCCACCAUUACUCCAAGUACGCCUCCAACAACUCCCACCACCACCACUUCAGCCAUGACUACCUCAGAGUCAACCACCACCACUUCAGCAACAACUCCUCCAACACCAACUACCACCAUUACUCCAAGUACGCCUACACCAACUCCCACCACCACCACUUCAGCAACAACUCCUCCAACAUCAACUACCACCAUUACUCCAAGUACGCCUACACCAACCUCCAUCACCACCACUUCAGCAACAACUCCUCCAACAUCAACUACCACCAUUACCCCAAGUACACCUCUACCAACCUCCACCACCACCACUUCGGCCACGACUACCUCAGAGUCGACCACCACCACUUCAGCAACAACUCCUCCAACAUCAACUACCACCAUUACCCCAAGUACACCUCUACCAACCUCCACCACCACCACUUCGGCCACGACUACCUCAGAGUCGACCACCACCACUUCAGCAACAACUCCUCCAACAUCAACUACCACCAUUACCCCAAGUACGCCUACACCAACUCCCACCACCACCACUUCAGCCACGACUACCUCAGAGUCGACCACCACCACUUCAGCAACAACUCCUCCAACAUCAACUACCACCAUUACUGCAAGUACAACUCCACCAACUCCUACCACCACCACUUCAGCCACGACUACUGCAGAGUCAACUACUGCCACUCCAACAACACCAGGCACCACCACAGCCACCCUGUCACCCACACCAUCCAGUACUGUCACAACAACAUCAACAGUCUCCACUUCUGGAACUACUCCAGUGUCUACUAUUACUACUACAAAUUUGACCACAUCAAGUACAACCCCUUGCACUUCAGAGACAACAGAGGAGGAUACUUCAUUCACUACAACAACAUCUACAUCUACAACAAGUGGCUCUUUUACACCUUCAGCAACUCCUCCAACAUCAACUACCACCAUUACUCCAAGUACGCCUCCACCAACCUCCACCACCACCACUUCAGCCACGACUACCUCAGAGUCGACCACCACCACUUCAGCAACAACUCCUCCAACAUCAACUACCACCAUUACUGCAAGUACGCCUCCACCAACUCCCACCACCACUACUUCAGCCACGACUACCUCAGAGUCGACCACCACCACUUCAGCAACAACUCCUCCAACACCAACUCCCACCAUUACUCCAAGUACGCCUCCACCAACUCCCACCACCACCACUUCAGCCACGACUACCUCAGAGUCGACCACCACCACUUCAGCAACAACUCCUCCAACACCAACUCCCACCAUUACUCCAAGUACGCCUCCAACAACCUCCACCACCACCACUUCAGCCACGACUAACUCAGAGUCGACCACCACCACUUCAGCAACCACUCCUCCAACACCAACUCCCACCAUUACUUCAAGUAUGCCUCCAACAACUCCCACCAUCACUUCAUCAACAAUUACUCCAAAGUCAACCACCACAGUCACUACUUCAGCAACAACUUCAACUCGAGGGACUACUGUUACAACACUAGAAAGUACAACCAAAAUCAUAGCUAUUAGAACACCCACCACAACACCUCCAACAUCCUCAUCACAAAAAUCAUGUAUUAUUCCAAAUCAUCCGCCCAUUGAGGUAGGUAAAAUUGGGUGGCUGUGUAACUGCACAAUGGUAGUCUGCAUUGACAAUAACACCUUACAGACGAUUCCAGUACCCUGUGUCCCACCUGUGAAGCCCAAAUGCAGCAAUGGUCUUGCUCCUGUGCAGGUGAUGGAUAAAGAUGGAUGCUGUUGGCACUGGGAAUGUGACUGCUAUUGCACUGGUUGGGGAGAUCCACAUUACAUGACAUUUGAUGGAGUAUCCUAUAGCUAUCAAGGGAAUUGCACAUAUAUCCUGGUUGAAGAGAUUAAGAAGGCAGUUGACAAUUUUGGGAUCUACAUUGACAAUUACCACUGUGAUGCACGAGAUACAGUCUCCUGUCCACGCACACUCAUUGUGAAACAUGAGACCCAGGAAGUGCGCAUAGCAACAGUCCAAAUGAGUCCUAUCAAAGUAGAGGUACUUGUAAACCAACAAGAGGUAGCUACACCUUACCAAAAAUUUGGAUUGAAAAUCUUUGGAUCAGGCAUAAAUCAGGUGGUGGAAAUUCCUGAACUUAAGAUUAAUAUAACCUACAAUGGCUUGGCCUUUUCUAUUAGAAUGCCAUACGGCCAGUUUGUCAACAAUACCCAAGGACAGUGUGGGAUUUGCAACAACGACCCAACAGAUGACUGCAGGCUACCCAAUGGAGAAUCAGAUUGUGAAAGGAUGGCAGAUAGGUGGCAAGUUAAUGACCCUAACAAGCCAGAGUGCCAUUCAGUCAUACCAUCUACAAAAGCACCUAAGGUUACGCCCUCAGUCACAACAGCCUGCAAAGCAUCUGCACUUUGCGAGCUCCUUAUUAAGGGAAGCUUGUUUGAGGAGUGCCGUAAGUUUAUCAAACCUGAAAGAUACUAUGCAGCCUGUGUGUUCGACACCUGCACUAUUCCCAAUGCUAAGUUGGAGUGCUCCAGUUUGCAGAUCUAUGCUGCCAUCUGUGCUGACCAGGGUUUCUGCGUUAACUGGAGAAGUCGGACCAAGGGCACCUGUGCUCUUAAAUGCCCAUCACAAAAAGAAUAUAGAGCAUGUGGUCCUAUUGAAGAAAAGACCUGCAAAACAAGCCCAGAAGAACAAGACAGUAACAAAAAAGCAGAAGGCUGCUUCUGCCCCAAUGGGACAAUGCUGUAUAGUCCUGGUAUGGAUGUCUGUGUAAAAACCUGUGGGUGUGUUGGACCAGAUAAUAUACCACGAGAGUUUGGGGAGAAAUUUAUCUUUGACUGUCAGAAUUGCACUUGUCUGGAUGGUGGAAAUGGCAUCAUUUGUGAGCCUCGCCAAUGUGCUGCGCAAGAAAAUAAGCCACAAUGUACUGGAGAAGGCUUUUAUGAGGUUGUUGAAGUCAUCCCUAAUGACAUUUGUUGCAACAAAACUGUCUGCAGAUGCAACACGAACUUGUGCAUAAGCAAACCACCUAUAUGUAAACCAGGAUUUGAAGUUCAGUCCUCUAUUCCCCAUGAUGGGUGCUGUCCUCAGUAUAAGUGCAUUUCCAAGAGAGUUUGUGUAUACGACGCUGCUGAGUACCAGCCCGGUCGUCCAGUCUUUAAGGAUAAGUGUCAAAAAUGUAAAUGCACUGAGCAUAUGGAUAACAGCACUGAACUAAAUAUCAUCUCAUGUGAACCUCUUCCAUGUAACACAAAAUGUGAUCAAGGAUAUGAACUUAGUAAGCCUGCAAAAGGUGAGUGCUGUGGAACGUGUAUCCAGACAAAAUGUGUCAUGCAAACAUCAGGUGGCAAUGUCCUCAUCUUGAGUCCUGCUGAAAUCAAAAAUGAUCCAAGAGACAACUGCACUCUUUAUAGUUGUGUGAAUUUCCAUGACCAGUUCAUCUCCUCCACCUCGAAGAUUACCUGCCAACCAUUCAAUGAGCAGAACUGUAAGCCUGGUACUAUUUCCUACCUACCUAACGGGUGCUGUAAAACAUGCAUACCUCAUGAUACCCCAGCAUCAUGUUCUAUCAGUCAAGUUAUGGACUAUAUCAUGCACCAAGGCUGUAUUUCUGUGGGGAGAGUCAACGUGACUCAGUGUGAGGGAACAUGUGGAACCUACUCACUAUACUCUGCUGAGGCCAACUCCAUGAACCACAAGUGCACUUGCUGCAGGGAGUCGAUAACUAGCAGAAGGAGAGUUAUGCUACAGUGCCCUGAUGGAGAAAGGGUGAACCAUGAGUAUGUGCACGUGGAGCAUUGUGAAUGUCAAGGCACUAUCUGUGAUGUACCAGAAGGGUCUAAAAAGACCCAGCAACUGUUAGUGGAAGGGGACAGAGAGACUGCAGUGAAACGCAUCAGAAGAGCCAUCCAGAGACCAGUGAAGUGAAGGAGAUGAACAUAAUGACACACUGAUAGAGGGGCAAGAAGAGACUGUAGUAGACCUUUGUAAUUUUCCAAGAGUAAUUCAGUGCUUUCCAUUUUCCACCUCCCUCUCUUCUAAGCCCUUGUUGCACUCUAUUUAUUUGUGUAUAAAAAUGAGAGAAAAUCUUCCUUUAGGCACAUAGUCUUCUAUUUAGUUUUGCAUUGUCUGCUUUUGCUUUAAA
Alligator mississippiensis (American alligator) is the source of this 12964-nucleotide messenger RNA. RefSeq names its product mucin 2, oligomeric mucus/gel-forming (gene MUC2). The transcript is spliced from 53 exons. Gene Ontology annotation, cellular component: extracellular matrix. Lineage: Eukaryota; Metazoa; Chordata; Crocodylia; Alligatoridae. The record is from RefSeq and is a predicted model, not a curated record. Gene Ontology annotation, molecular function: protein binding.